CUUUGUCCUCCUCCGGCCCAGCUGCCUCCGAUCCGGCCCCAUUUGCAACCCGUUCCCCUCCCUCCCUCCCAGCCCAGGCCCUCCCUGUUCCCCUUAUAAGUAGAGCCAGAAGAGCAAGGAAGUGUCCGCAAAUUGGCCGUUUUGGAUUUUCUCGUGGUCUUGACCUCUUCCCGCCUCGCCAUGCCUGCAGAUUACAAUGGCACCUGGAACCUUGUCAGCAGCGACAACUUUGAAGGUUACAUGCUAGCCUUAGGCAUUGACUUUGCCACACGCAAAAUCGCCAAAAUGCUGAAGCCCCAGAAGGUCAUCAAGCAGGAGGGAGAUGCCUUCACCAUCACCACCACGAGCACCUUCCGGAACUAUUUCGUCGAGUUCCGAAUCGGAGAGGAGUUUGAGGAAGACAAUAAAGGUUUGGACAACCGGAAAUGCAAGAGCGUGGUGACCUGGGACAACGACAGACUGGUUUGUGUCCAGACCGGCGAGAAGAGGAACAGAGGCUGGACGCAUUGGAUCGAAGGCGAUGAACUCUAUUUGGAACUCCGGUGUGAGAAUGAAGUGAGCAGGCAAGUCUUCAAAAGAGCAUGAAGCAGGGAGAUCAAUGGAAAAAAUGGCCACUUUAUUGGAAAGUAAAAAAAAAAUUGUAAAAAAAAUUAAAUUCCUGCUAUUUUCUGGGAAUUAAACUGGUGACUGUUACUACACUUGAUGCAUCCCUUCAUUAAAGGCAAUGAUGGACAAUG
This is a messenger RNA of Anolis carolinensis (green anole), 737 nucleotides long. RefSeq names its product retinol binding protein 7 (gene rbp7). Gene Ontology annotation, biological process: fatty acid transport. Gene Ontology annotation, molecular function: fatty acid binding. Gene Ontology annotation, cellular component: cytosol; nucleus. NCBI's taxonomy places the organism in Eukaryota, Metazoa, Chordata, Lepidosauria, Squamata, Anolidae. The record is from RefSeq and is a predicted model, not a curated record. Bases 181 to 585 code for a protein of 134 amino acids. The transcript is spliced from 4 exons.